Messenger RNA from Fonsecaea erecta, 2184 nucleotides. RefSeq lists its product as hypothetical. Gene Ontology annotation, molecular function: ATP hydrolysis activity; ATP binding. The coding region runs from base 1 to 2184 and encodes 727 amino acids. NCBI's taxonomy places the organism in Eukaryota, Fungi, Ascomycota, Eurotiomycetes, Chaetothyriales, Herpotrichiellaceae. The transcript has 4 exons. The record is from RefSeq and is a predicted model, not a curated record.
AUGGAAAGGCUCGCCCCCGAAAGUUCCCAGCCUCGAAAACGACCUCGCAGCUCCACUCCAGAGCCUCAUGAGGUGCCGCCUGCUGUAGGACGAAGGCAAAGUGUUAAGCGUCGACAACAACGCUACUAUGACUCAAAAAAUGAAGACGAAGAUGCCCCAAAGAUUGUGGCGCUACAUCGAGUGCUGUGUGACAAACGUCCUCGAGAAGAUAGCGACCAUUCGCGUCAUGAAGCUUCCGCACUCUACACUGAUACCCCUCAACUGUUCGCUGGCGACAACAAAGCCAGUGCGCUUCGCGCGGAGGACCACUUUAAAAUUCACGACGAGGAACGAUUUCUCGAGGACGUUGAUGUCGUUAUCUACCACACCUAUGCUUGCCAUAAAUUUCAAGAGACUCUGCAAGACCGAUUCGAAAGCUUCAUGCCACCGGAGCUAGAUCGACGGAUCUUCAGGCAAAAUCGAGCGUACUUCUUUAGCUUGCCCCAUGACACGGAGAAAGCGAGACCCGAGAAUAUGAGCAUCCGCAUCCUCUCUAACGAGGUCCGCCUUGCCGUAUCUUCAGCAGUUUCGUGCGACCCCGAUCUUGACGAGCAGUGGGAGCAAGAAAGGAACUUGCAGUAUCCGUUUCCGUUCUUCUUCCACCAUCGCCAGCGCUUGAGGGUUAUUAUCGAAGACCUACUAGAUCCUCGGUCUGGGUACUUGGUGAAUAGCCUUCUCUCCAAGGUUGAGCAUUUCUGUGAAGCCCAAUAUGGAGAAGCCGAUCGGCUGUUUGCAGCUGGCUUAGUCAAUCGAAGACACUUCGACAAGCUAUUCAACAAUGGCGAAAUGAUUGCAACCUACCAGCAGGGGCAACCAGUGGCCUACAGACUCAACGAUGUGAAGGGGACCAAGGAAGUGGCAGUCCUCCAAUGUUCAUCUUGGACGUUUGAUGGUACAUUCAGAAGGAAGUCACACGAUCUCAUCGUCAGGACGCCUAGCUCUAAGACCGGCGUACCCAUUACCACCUUAGAAGCAUUCCCAUUACGCUUCGACGAAGAAUUGAAAACAAAACUCAGGGCGCGAGGCAGGACGUUCUGGAGCUGUCGAUACAGAGCACACGUCUUAUAUCUAGCCCCAAGGCCACCUUUCGAAUCUCAAAUGGUUUCUCGACCUCGUUUUAUGAUCGACUAUGAAACAUAUCGAGCCAUUCAUGAUGAGCCCGAAGAAGACCACGCACAUAGUGCGCCCGAGGACGUUAUAUCAGCGUUGUCGACUGAUGAGCCAGACGAACAGGUUCUACUGUCUCUGCCCGCCCAGAUUCGCGGCUUUGGAUUCCAUGACAAGAAAUGGAGAAUGCUGGACGUUGCAUACAUCGAGGAGAUCAAAUUCAACAAAGAAGCAUUCAAAAGACUACACCUUAAGUCUGACAAGAAAGACCUCAUCCAAGCACUGGUCACUGUACACACAAGCGUGGAAAACACAGCCGACAUCAUCGAAGGUAAGGGUAAUGGCUUGACAAUCCUUCUCCAUGGUGGACCAGGCACCGGGAAAACCCUCACAGCCGAAGCUAUUGCUGAACUCACCGAAAAACCCCUCUACCGUGUUACCUGCGGCGAUAUGGGAAUCGACGCCGAGCGUGUGGAGGAAUACCUCGACGAAGUCCUCCGCAUCGGCACCGUCUGGCAAUGUGUGCUGCUCCUCGAUGAGGCCGACGUCUUUCUCGAAGAACGCACGCACCAAGAUAUCAAACGCAACGCCCUCGUGUCUGUCUUCCUCCGCGUCCUGGAAUACUACAAGGGCAUCCUAAUUCUGACCACGAACCGCAUUGGCACUUUCGAUGAAGCCUUCAAAUCGCGCAUCCAACUGCCAGUCCACUACCCGGAUCUCAACGAAACAGGUCGAAAGAUCAUAUGGCGGUCAGCCCUGAAUGACAUCCCGCCGCUACCACGGGGGUUUGACCGACAGAAUCUGCUCGAUCACAUCGACAAGCUCGCGACGCACAGGUUGAAUGGGCGGCAAAUCCGGAGUAUUGUGAACAGUGCUAUGAAAUACGCGCACUUCAAGGAGGAACCGUUGAGUUACCGCCACUUUGAGGUGGUGAUUGGUACCGUGAUGGAGUUCGAUCACUAUACGAUGGAGACGAGGGGUCAGACGGAUUCGGAGUGGGCGGAGGCAGAGGGGUUGAGAAAGAGGCCAGGACUGUAG